Molecule: messenger RNA, 659 nt
Organism: Quercus robur (English oak)
Lineage: Eukaryota; Viridiplantae; Streptophyta; Magnoliopsida; Fagales; Fagaceae
Product: 26S proteasome non-ATPase regulatory subunit 2 homolog A-like
Exons: 8
Coding region: 105-593 (162 amino acids)
Biological process (GO): proteasome-mediated ubiquitin-dependent protein catabolic process
Cellular component (GO): nucleus; proteasome regulatory particle, base subcomplex; proteasome storage granule
Source: RefSeq, a predicted model, not a curated record
UCAGUCUGAAGAGGAUCUUGCUCUGAAGCAACAAUUGACAAGUGCUGUAUGUGGAGAGAGUUCAGGAUGCUGACCCUAACUUACAGAAGGUUGCGCUUGAGAGCAUGAGGCAGGAAAUCCGAACCUCUACAAGCUCCAUGACUUCGGUCCCAAAGCCAUUGAAAUUUCUGCGUCCACACUAUGGAACAUUAAAGGCAUUUUAUGAAACCAUGGGGAACUCGGAAUUGAAGAAGUACCUCGCUGAUAUACUCUCCGUUCUGGCUCUCACCAUGUCUGCUGAGGGAGAAAGGGAGAGCUUAAAAUAUAGAUUGGAGGGUUCAGGAGGUGAUAUUGGCUCAUGGGGCCAUGAAUAUGUGAGGAACGUAGCUGGAGAAAUUUCACAGGAAUAUGCUAAGCGACAGAGCGAAGAAGUUCCAAUCAAGGAUCUUAUGGAGCUUGUUCAACAAAUAGUUGCUUUUCACAUGAAGCACAAUGCCGAGCCUGAAGUUGUUGAUCUUCUAAUGGAGGUUGAAGACCUUGAUCUUUUAAUAGAGCAUGUUGACAGCACGAAUUUCCGAAGGACAUGUCUCUAUCUGACUAGUUCGGCUUGGUAAGUGGGAUUAUACCAUAAAUUUGUGGAGAUUUUUAUCCAAUGGAUUAAUCAUUUUACUUGUCACAAA